Molecule: messenger RNA, 2216 nt
Organism: Pungitius pungitius (ninespine stickleback)
Lineage: Eukaryota; Metazoa; Chordata; Actinopteri; Perciformes; Gasterosteidae
Gene: gpc5a
Product: glypican 5a
Exons: 9
Coding region: 244-1956 (570 amino acids)
Biological process (GO): positive regulation of canonical Wnt signaling pathway; cell migration; regulation of protein localization to membrane
Cellular component (GO): cell surface; extracellular region; plasma membrane
Source: RefSeq, a predicted model, not a curated record
CGCUGCCGCUGCAGCCAAGUUUGACAACAUGCCGCUUUUAAACAGACCCUUCACACCGCUGCAACUUUGUCCCCGUGUGUCUGGACUUAAAGGAUGUUCUGGAGCGUUUUCCUCGACACAAACAUUGUCGACGCUCAGUCCUGAAACCUGAGACGUGGAAGAGCGGACUCCACGUUCAGAAGAGACCUCAACUUUUAACCCGCCGUCAUUCCUUGUGGAGCAGUAACCCCGUUUGUUGUUACAAUGGGACAUCUGUGGGCGCACGGCGUUUUCUUGCUGGCGUUUUGCUCCGGCUUUUGCUUCGGAAACCCGAACAGAUGUGACGAAGUGCGGAAAGUUUUCCAACUCAGACAAAUUGGACCAAAUCAAUUAUUGCCUCUAAACCCCAGAACAGGUUCAGACCUUCAGGUGUGCAUGUCCAAGAACCUGACCUGCUGCACCAAAAAGAUGGAGGAGAAGUACCAGGUGGCUGCCCGCAGGGACGUCCAGAACCUCAUCCAGACGUCCAGCUCCGGCCUCAAGUCCCUCAUCUCGCGCAACGUGGCUGCUUUUCAUGACACUUUUGAGGUCCUGAUGAGGCAGGCAGAGAACCACACGAAUGCCGUCCUACAGGAGUCGUACCGUGACAUGGCCGACCAGGCUGUGGGCCCUGUGCGGGAACUCUUUACAGAUAUCGGCCUCUUCCUGCUGGGGUCUGAGCUAAACGUUGAUGACCUAGUGCAGCGAUUCUUCGACGCCCUCUUCCCACUGGUUUACAAUCACCUCAUCAACCCGGGCCUCAGCGACAUAACGGCAGGCUACGCUGAAUGCGUGAGGUCGACCAGCCGCGACGUGAGACCGUUUGGCGGUGGGCCCUCCUUGCUGGCCGAGCAGAUUUCCCGCUCCGGGGUCUCCGGAAAGCUUCUCCUUCAGGCACUGCACCUGGGCAUUGAGGUCAUCAACACCACAGACCACCUACAGCUGAGCCGGGAGUGCAGACGGGCCCUGCUCAAGAUGCACUACUGUCCUCACUGUCAGGGCUUAACCCAGUCCAAGCCCUGCAUGGGUUACUGCCUCAACGUGAUGAGGGGCUGCUUGGCGAGCAUGGCAGAGAUUGACACCCACUGGAGGGAGUUUGUCCUCUCGCUGGAGGGCCUGUCGGCACGGAUGCACGGGCCUCAGGAUUUGGAGCAAGUGCUCUUGGGAGUUCACACGCAGCUUCGCGAUGCGGUUGGACAGGCUCAGAAGAACGGACCCCGCCUCUCAGCACAGGUGCACAAGCUGUGUGGCCCACCAAGCAGGCGGCCUGCGCAGGCGGUCAGCAUCCAGCGCAGCAGCAGAGCAAGCAUCCCUCUUAAAGCCCUCGUGUCAGGUGUGUCAGGUGACUCGCUGGCCAUCAGGAGGAGGGACUUUUUGAACAGUCUGCGUCUUCACCGUACGUUCUACGGCGGCCUGGCGGAUCAGCUGUGUGUGAGUGAUCUGGCCUCCGGUGAUGCCCUGUCCUGCUGGAAUGGAACCAACAUCGUUAAAAGCUACACCCUGCGUGUGGUCGGCAACGGGAUCAAGGCUCAGAGUGUCAACCCCGAAGUCAAAGUGAAGGGAGCAGACCCUGUGAUUAACCAGAUCAUUGACAAGCUAAAGCACGUCAAUCAGCUGUUGCAAGGGAAGUCCAUUCCUAAACUCGGGUCAUUGGACCAGAUUGAAACAGGAAGUGGAGACACAGAGGGACGGUACAGCGGCGACUGUGACGAUGAAGACGGCUGUGGUGCUUCAGGUGGUGGCGAUGUUAAAAGGGAAGUUUACAGAGUCUCCAAAAUGAGUCCAGAUGUGACCGGUGAUCACAAACAUCAUCAUCAUCGUCAUCAUUAUCCACCUGCUGAUGAGUCGGAAGUGAAAGGCAGAUCCCGGAGUCUUGGACUGGCGGGGGCCAUCUGGAUCUUGAUGUUGCCUUGUGUUCACAUGCUCCUGGCCUUGUAACAGCUGCCUUUUUGCAGUAUGGAACUUUCAAGACAUUAUUUGAAUCAUAUUUACCCAGGACUGAAAGGGCCAGUGGACGUAACAAGCUCCAACAUUUAACGGAGAAUCACCUCCACAGAGUGCGGGACACGGUAGGAGGGAACAUUGAUAAUUCUGUGAAAAUUGCAACACAUUGUGACUUGUAUAAGUCAACAUAUGUUUUACUUUUGCAUAUUUUAAUUGUUUUUAACUGGCAACAUUAUUAUUAUUCGAAUAUUUAA